UAAGCCAAGUGUUGGCCAUUAAAUCAACUCUUGGUCAAUUAACCCAUGGUUAAACAAUCUCUCUCUCUCUCUUAACUUUUAUUUUCUGCUUCUUUCCAUGUCUCAUGUCUGAUUCUGUCUUCUUGUUUUGGUAAACCACUUCUGGUUACCAAAAUACUCACCUCUUCUUUCGGCAAAGUCACAAAAUAUAAACCAGCAGAGAGACCUAACCAUAUCCAUCUUCUAAACUCUUGCAUUAAGUUCCUUUCUUUUUCCUAUCCUGGUGUCUUUCCCUCUCUCAUUGCAGGAGCUAAAAAGAAGUGGGCAAAACAGAUUAAAUGAAGAGGUCCCCUGAUUUAUCACGCUUUUCUUCUUCUUCAUCUUCUUCUUAUUCCUCCUCUGCUUCAUCUUGUUGCUUGGGCUCCGAUACUCCUCUCCAUCAUCAUCUAUUAAGAUCACAAAAACCCAAGUCAAAACGUGCUCGAAGAAUUCAAAAGAAUCAAGACAAAUGCCAGAUUAAUGCUACUGCCACCAGCAGCAGCAGAAGAAGAAGCUCUAUUUACAGAGGAGUCACCAGGCAUAGAUGGACAGGGAGGUUUGAGGCUCAUCUAUGGGAUAAAAGUUCAUGGAACAACAUCCAAAACAAGAAGGGAAGACAAGUUUAUUUGGGGGCGUAUGAUAAUGAGGAAGCGGCUGCUCAUACCUAUGAUCUUGCUGCCCUGAAGUAUUGGGGACCAGAUACAACAUUGAAUUUUCCGAUAAAAUCAUACUCUAAGGAGCUUGAAGAGAUGCAAAAGAUGAGCAAAGAAGAGUACUUGGCAUAUCUCCGACGGCGAAGUAGUGGUUUUUCUAGAGGAGUGUCUAAGUAUCGUGGCGUGGCUAGGCAUCACCAGAAUGGGCGGUGGGAAGCAAGAAUUGGACGAGUUUUUGGCAAUAAGUAUCUUUACCUAGGAACUUAUAUUAUUUAUUUUGUUGGUAAAGACACACAAGAGGAGGCUGCGGCAGCAUAUGAUAUGGCAGCAAUAGAGUAUAGAGGAGCAAAUGCUGUGACAAAUUUUGAUACCAGCAAUUACAUAGACCGCUUGAAGAUGAAAGAUGUCCCUUUAAGUCACAUCCUUCCGACGGACCCACUUUCCAACCACUCCAUUGAGUCGGAAGAAGCCGCUGAACCAGAUGUUGAACAAUCGCCAUCGCCAUCGUCUCCACUGCCACCUCAAGAAGAACAACAGGCCACCUCGCCAAAACUUCAUUGCGAGCUUCCAUCAUGCAUGGACACUUCAACAAUGAUCGUUAUGGAACCGAUCGAAGAGCAUGAGCUUAAUUGGAGCUUUUGCUUAGAUUCAGGAUUGACUCCUCUGCCAGUGCCUGACCUUCCACUUGAAAAUGCCUGCGAGUUAACAAAUUUGUUUGAUGACACAGGCUUCGAAGACAACAUUGACUUGAUAUUUGAUGGUUGUUGUUUUGGAAAUGAUGGGAACUGAUGUGGAGUCUAAGGGAGCAUGGAAGAGGAAAAUGGAAAAGAGAGGGUUUCUCGUACAUCAAGUUCUCCAUCUUGUUCAACAACCACCUCGAGACUGGUUUCUAUUUGAAGGGUCUUUGGUCCUUGAACAGUUGAACGGUCGAGGUUAUUUUAUUUUGAGUUUAUUGGUGCGGUCUGGGUAUAAGGUGAAAAGAAAGAUUACUUUGAAAAAUGUUACUUCAAUGAUUUGGUUUUAGUUUGGUUUGAUUUUUUUUUAAUAAAAAAGAUACAAAACUUGCAAAA
Hevea brasiliensis (rubber tree) is the source of this 1741-nucleotide messenger RNA. RefSeq names its product ethylene-responsive transcription factor WRI1. The coding region runs from base 318 to 1460 and encodes 380 amino acids. Gene Ontology annotation, molecular function: DNA binding; DNA-binding transcription factor activity. The transcript has 7 exons. NCBI's taxonomy places the organism in Eukaryota, Viridiplantae, Streptophyta, Magnoliopsida, Malpighiales, Euphorbiaceae. Gene Ontology annotation, biological process: regulation of DNA-templated transcription. The record is from RefSeq and is a predicted model, not a curated record.